UUUCAAUCGCUUACGACGACGUUUAAGACUUGUCGGAUGAGCUAAAGCUAAUAGACAAUAAAAAACAACACGACAGCUAGGCGACUCAAUGGCAUGCUAACUAGCCUCGCAUCUAUUUUCGUGUUUUUCACGACACAACCGCAAUUGAAUUGAUAACUCGUAUAUACUACAUUUUGAAUGAACAGUAGUGCACAAACCUAUGUAACAAUAGCUAGCUGAAUUAUCAACUUGUCACCAAAGGAGGGCGGUUGUGCUAACUCGUUAGCAACCUGAAGCUAAAUGUGCUCACUUCCGACAGACCAAGCGAAACGAAUCACAUUUUAGUCGAGAUUUGUCCCUCUCGCUUCGCCGUAUUGCGUAGUUUAUUUGUUGUGCUAGCUUCUGCUAAGCUAAAUAGCUUGUUAGCUUUUAAUAACAUCAUUCUAGAAAUCUGCAUUUUAAGGAAAUAGUUGUGAAAAAAAAAAUUGUUACACGUCUAAUUCUUGAUAUGCUGUGCUUGUUUAAAUUGGUUAGCUUGUCGAAUAAAUAAGGAAACAGGCAAGGUGCAGGAUGAAAGCCUUUAUUAUCAGGAGGCAAAGAGUCACUCAUGGAUCAUGUCACUGAUCCUGUUUGCCUUUGUAGUGCGGGUUAGGGAUGGACUCCCUCUGUCCGCCUCCACAGACUUUGAGCACAAUCGAGAGCUGCAGGAAAGGAAACAGCAGCUUCGGACCAUCAGCAAGACGCUGGCCUUCAUCCCAGAAAAAGCUGCUGUCAAGGGCCAAGAUCUUAACAUAUACUUGGUGACUUCAGAGGGCGUCUCUUACAUGAGCGUGUGCCACUGCAGCGUUCCCAUCACGAUGGCCUUCUGCUUCCUAGAAGACCUGCGUUGGGAAUUCACAGCCUGCUACAAUCACAACGUUGUGUCGCUGGCAGACAGACCUUAUCCAUUUUUGGAAUUUGACUGCACAAUUCAAAAGCUGAAGCAGCAGUACAACCAUAAGGGCGGCCCGGCUCUAGAGGUCACCUUGGCGGAGGUCCAGGAGGAGCUGAGGCUCCGCCCACCACAGAUCCUAAACCUGGAGGAGGUCGAGCUCACUAAUGGCUCUGCAAAUGGCCACGUGGAGCAAUCGGCUACCUCUGGCCAGAACAUAAAACUGGAGCCAGUGACAGCACUGGGCAUUCUUUCAUUGGUCCUCAACAUCAUGUGUGCUUCCUUGAACGUCAUCCGAGGCGUGCACCUAAUAGAAUAUACAUUCCAGGAUGACUAUGACGGUGCGUGGAACGUCGUGGCUUUCCUCGUGGCGUUCCUCUGCUCCAUGCUUCAGUGUCACCUGUACGUCUUCCACUCCCGGCUAAAGACUGCCAAGUCCCUUAGCCUGCUCAGCGCCAUUAUCAUAUGCAACCUCUUCCUCCAUGGGAUGAGGAACGCCUGGCAAAUCGCCUUCCACAUCGGCGUGGCCUCUUUGUCCACCGUACUCAUCCUCCGACGGAAAGUCCUAGACAGGAGCAAUGACUGUGGGGUGUGACAUUAUCCAUCCACUUUCUAUGCACUUUGUGUACCAUUUUUUACAGGGAAGGCUUUGCUUUGUGCUGCUUUUUUAAAGCCAAAAUGUUCAGAUCAAGGUUCAAGUAAUUUGAACUCAAACGGACAAAUAUACUUUUUUUUCGCUAGUAAAUGUUGUCAGGGGGCUAAGUUUUUCUAACUUUGCUGGGGGGGGGUUUCGGCAAGGCGGAUUGAGUUUUUUUUUUCUUGGGGACCUUCACAUUUUCACAAGGAUAUAGACACACUUUGAAUUUUUGAUUGUGUUUAGGUUCCCAAAAAGUCAAUUGUUUAGACACGGGUAUGAAGACUAAAAAUGCACUGAUUUGAAGGGUUGAAUCUUAUUUAAAUUGGUGGUAAUGUUUUUCUGUAUUUUAUUUACAUGUAUGACAAUUAUUGCAUAUCAGAGUUCAGCUUCCAAUUACCGUAAUUUUUGGACUACAAGUAUAACGCUUUGAACCAUGCGGCUUUUAGUCCAGUGCGUCUUACAUGUGGAUUUUCCAAGCAGAUAAGGUCUUCAGUAGGGUUGUCAAAAGUAUCGAAUUUUCUUGAUACUGAUAUGUAUCAGGAUACGAAAUUUGAUUCGUUAUCUAUUGGUUUUUGGGCUAUCACAGGUUAAGAGAAUUUUGUUGUCAUGGAGUAAAUUUGAUUCUGCGCGACUCUUGAUGGUAAUGGAGGAUAUUUUUUGCAUUUUCCUUGUUAACUCAUAGGCUGCCGUUGACUGUGCCUGACGUCCAAUUCAUUUGAAGUCGGAAGGUUGCAAACAAAUGAACAUUCAUUCGCUGCCACCCUCCCAGUUCAAAUGGAUUGGACAUUUACUUGUCAUAAACUCUUUUAAAGAGUUAAUUUUUCAUGAGCCACAAGACUUGACGUCUACCAUCGUCCAAUGGCACUGACAGAGUUCCUAAAAAAACUUUUUUUUAAAUGUACAGUUAUGUGAAAAAAAUUGGACACCCCAUUAGAUAUUCACUUCUUAAGAAAUGUUCACAGAACAAUGUCUAAUCUUGUUUUUCUUUAUCUCUGGAAAAGAAAGUGAUUUAAUUGCAGGUGAACAACAAAAAUUAACAUUGUUUUACUCAUUAAACCAAAUAUAUCAACAAAAAUGCAUAUUCUGAGGAAAAAGUUACGACACCCUAAUAGCUAGUGUUACCCCCUUUGGCUAAAAUUACUUCAGUGAUAGACAUCGGUCUGAAGAAAGUUUGCCCCACUCAACGCAGAAUACUUUUAGCUGAGAGAUGUUUGAGGGGUUUCUUGCUUGUACAGAUCGUUUCAGGUCACCCCACAGCAUCUCAUUGGGAUUAAGAUCUGGGUUUUGACUGCGCCAUUCCAGGACUCUCCAUUUCUUCCUUUUCAACCAGUCCUUGGUGGAUUUACUGGCAUGUUUUAGGUCAUUGUCAUGUUGAAGAGUCCAGUUUAGCUUCAGCUUUAUUUCUCACAAAUGAUCUCACAUGGUCCGCAAGUACCCUCUGAUACACGAUAGAUUUCAUAGUGGAUUCUAUGAUGGUGAGCUGACAAAUGUCCUGCUGAAGCAAAGUAUCCCCAAACCAUGACACUUUCACCUCCAUGCUUCGCAGAUGGUCUAAGGUUCUUUUCCUGGAAUGCUGUAUGGGGUUUCCGCCAAACAUGUCCUCUGUUCUGGUGUCCAAAUAAUUCAAUUUUAGAUUAAUCUGUCCAAAGAACAUUAAACCAGAAGUCCUGGUCUUUGUCUACAUUCACUCUGGCAAACUUCAGUCUUGCCUUCAUGGUCUUCUUGGAAAGCAAAGGUUUCCUCAUUUGACACCUCCCAUGAAGGUUAAACUUGUGAAAUCUCUGAUUGUAGAGUCAUGCACUUUCACAUCAACAGUAGAAAAAGGCCUGCUGUAGGUCCCAUGAUGACAUUUUAGGGUUUUUGGAGACUUCUUUUAGCAUCUUGCGGUCUGCUCUUGGGGUGAACUUGCUUGGACGGCCAGACCAGGGCAUGUUGGCAGUUAUUUUGAAUGUCCCCCAAUCGUAGACUAUUUACCGGACAGUGGAAUGGCGGAUUUUAUAUUAUUCUGAGAUCUUUUGAAAUCCCUUACCAGACUCCUAAGAGUCUACAAUCUUCUUUCUGAAGGCCUCAGACAACUCCUUUGAUCUCACAAUGGUGUUUUCUCUCACUUCAACAGUCAGGGGCACACCAAACUAAAUGUGAAGUUUAAAUAAGGCAAGCCUCCUUCAAAACACUGGGUAAUGAUGUUCUAAUCAUGUGCAGCUGAUGUGAUACCCCUGUGUGUGAAUUUAGCCAUUUUAAGUGGGAUUGAAAGUGGGGUGUCCAAUUUAUUCCUCAACUGAAAUUGCAUUUAUUUAAAAUUACAUUUUUGAGAAAGUUAUAAAACAUUUUUUUCAGUUUUGUUUAGUUCUCUUACUUGAAUCUCUCAAGAUUGUUGAAUUUGAUAAUAUAAUACCAUAUGACCAAAUAUCUUAGAAAACACACAGGCUUACACAGGGUAUCAAUUUUUUUCACAUGACAGUAUUAUCGAAAAGGGUAUUGAGUAUUUUUUUAGUAUAGAUGUCAAGUUGAAAAUAUUCUAGUGCUGCGACAACAGUAGUCUUUAGGUGUGACUAUCCCUCUGGCUUAUCGUCCGUUGCUGUUCAUACAUGAACAAAUGCAGUUUUCCUGUCAAAUUUGUGGGGUGUGAUUUAUAGUCAUGUGUGGCUUAUAGUCCGAAAAUUACAGUAGUCAAAAUGAUGCUUUGCUAGUUUCUUUCGUCAUUCAGAUUAUAUAACCUGGCAAUAUGAUCGACUGUAUAUUUUUGUAUGAAAAUAUACCGUAGGUUAUAGUAUUGUGAUCAAAAAGUAUUGUGAUCGCUGCUCAAAAAUGUUCUAUACGGCACAUUGUUGAAGAUGUGUUGUACCAACUCUGUCUUUUUCAUAGAGCACUGGCAGCUACUGUUUGAUGAAACUGCAGUAUUUUUUGAUACAGGGAAGAGUUCAUUUUUAAACAGCAAAAUGCAACAUGUCCUUCCACAUAGUUGACAAAAUGUAGUACACGAUGCCAUCAAUUUUAUGAUCCCGGCCCAAAUGUGUUGCAAUUUUAAUAACUUGGAAUCAUUUUUAUCUCAAUCGUAUUACAACUGGCAAAUAUUAUUUCAGAGUUUUAAUUAAUUUAUUAUUUUUGCUCUUUUUGCUGACGUUUGAUCAAUAAAUGUGUUUUAUUUGUAUCUUCCUCUGUGUCACUGUCAUUUAACUUAAUAGUUCACCUUCAUAUUGGAACAUGGAAGAGGAAAAUAGUGUCAAAACAAGAUAAUCCUGCUGGAAGUAAGCAAAUGAAAUAAAAAAAAAAUUAAAAAAAACAAUUUAAGCAGUUUUUUACG
Corythoichthys intestinalis (scribbled pipefish) is the source of this 4851-nucleotide messenger RNA. It is a transcript of the gene sec22c, whose product is annotated as SEC22 homolog C, vesicle trafficking protein. Gene Ontology annotation, cellular component: membrane. Gene Ontology annotation, biological process: endoplasmic reticulum to Golgi vesicle-mediated transport. The record is from RefSeq and is a predicted model, not a curated record. Lineage: Eukaryota; Metazoa; Chordata; Actinopteri; Syngnathiformes; Syngnathidae. The coding region runs from base 594 to 1505 and encodes 303 amino acids. The transcript is spliced from 7 exons.